Molecule: messenger RNA, 2335 nt
Organism: Tricharina praecox
Lineage: Eukaryota; Fungi; Ascomycota; Pezizomycetes; Pezizales; Pyronemataceae
Exons: 3
Coding region: 1-2034 (677 amino acids)
Molecular function (GO): protein binding
Source: RefSeq, a predicted model, not a curated record
AUGGCCAGCCACGCCGCCCGCCCCGCCAAGGCCGCGAGGAAACCGAAAGUGCAGCAGGAGGACGGCAUGCUCGACCAGAUCCGGAGGCUCGAGGCGCACGUGCGGCUGAUGGAGCGGAGCUAUGUCGAACAGUUGCGGAAACGGGCGACGGAAGAGGAAAUACCAAAGGGUGAUGUUACCGAAGAGGAUAAGGACCGGGCAUACGCUGCCCUCAUGGCCCCGACGGAAUCGCUGUUCCUACCGAAACCAGCCGAGCCCGUGGAGCGACUCCCCGCUCCGAUCGUGAAGCGGUUGGGCGAGGCUGAAUUGGAACUUGUCAACUCGGAUGUUCCCGAGUGGAAGCUGGUAUUGACGAAGCUGGAGGAGACCGGCGGACUGGAGGGAAUGGAUGCCGGUGCGGUCAAUGGAAUGUUGGCUUGCAUCGAACUUGCCCAGCGGGUGGAGCUCUCGCCGAGGAUAUUCGAGAUGAUGAAGGAGGCCAAUAUCGAACCAGAUACCUUCACGUACGAUCUGAUGAUGGUUGCGUUUGCGGGAAUGCGCCUUCCGGCGAAGGUGAAGCAUCUGUUCAAACAAAUGAAGAAGAAGGGACUGAAGCCAACCGUCUACUCCUACGGCCAUCUGCUCAAAGCGUACUCGCAAGAAAACGACGUCGCCAAAGCCGCCAAAGCCUUCCAGGAAAUGCAAGCCGCCGGCAUCGAGCCCAACCUUGUCGUCUACACCACCUUGAUCCAGACCUGCAUCAACCGCAAAGACCUAGACACCGCGUGGCAGGUCUUCAACCUGAUCAAGUUCAAAUCCACAGCGACAGCACCGGACCAAUCUGCGUAUGCACUGAUGAUCCACGCCUGCGCUCUGGACGGAGAAACCGAGAAGGCACUCGACCUGUUCGCGGACAUGACGGAGCGCCGGGGGAUUGCGCCUUCCGCAGAGGUGUACCACUCGGUCGUGCACGCCUGCGCCGUCCGAAAGGACUACUUCUCGGAAGCGUGGCGAUACGCCGUGCGGAUGCAGCGCGAGGGCAUGGAGCUCAACCGGCGCGCGCUCAACGUCCUCGUGCAAGCCUGCGGGCGCACUGGAGAACUCACGCGCGCGCGACUGCUGGUGCGCCACAUGAUGGCCUCGGGCAAAGAAGACUUCGUCCCGGACCGCUUCACGUACCAAAACCUGUUGCGCUGCUAUGCGACGUGCAAAGUGAAGCGGCCGCGCCAACAACUUCUGGACCGGCAGGUAAUCGAUAACGACACGGCAGCAUUCAUCCAGCCGGGCAAAGAGCUGCAGCCCGAAAAGGGCGGCUUCAUCGAAAAGAUCCCGUUCCUCGACAAAGCCGUGCUGGAAACCCAGCGCCAGGUCCUCGACGAGGCCGCGCUGAUAGUCAACUGGCUCCGCGAGACCCGCCCAGACAUGGUCGAUAUCCAGAUGAUGAACUCGUACAUGGACGUAUGCGUCGCGCAGGACUCCCUCAUGGACCUGAAAUGGAGCUACGAGAACGACACUAAGAACCCGCCGAAUCCGUUCGACCGCUCGAACGCCGACGCCGAGGAGAACGCAGACGGUGACGAAACAGCCGGCACCGCAACAUCCGCCUCAGCCUCAGCCGACGAAGUAGACGCCACGCUACUAAUCGACCUCCCGGCGCUCAACCGGAACAUCCACACCUUCAACACGGCAUUACAAGGCGCACUAAAAUUCCGCAACCUCCCCUUCGCGCGGCAAGUAUGGGGAGACCGAAUGGUGUACUCCCGCACUCCCCUAUACCUAUCCCUCCCAAAGCGACUCCGCGACAACCUCGACUUCAGCGCCGAGCGGCACAUGAUCAACACGCUUGCGGCGACGGGGCUCAUCGGCGAGGCGCUCGAGCGCAUCAGGAUCCUCUACGAGGAGGGCGGAAUCGACUGGAAGUGGGAUGACCUUAAGGGCGUCUAUACCCGCGCUGCGGAAGUAGAGGAUGUUAAGACUAUGCGCUAUAUACGAUUCAUCACCGGUAAGGACGCUGCUGAGUACCCGCCAACGCUCGAGUGGGAGAGUGGUAUGUAAAUUGGAAAUAUGUUGUAUUUGGCUGGCUUGCUGGCUUGGUGGGAUUGGAUUGGAUUGGAUUGGAUUGGUACAUAUUAUUCGCUUCUCUGCAGUAGGGUGGGGUGUGGUGUGGGGGUGUGGGGUGUGCUUUUCGGUGGAUGGCUGGGUUAUGGAACUGGAACUGGAACUGGAAGUGUAAAAUAGAAGUUGACGGUGUCGGUGUUGGGGAGUUUUGAAUGUGCAUGUUGUACUUUACAUCAUGAUAUGUAACAUACCUAGUGUAGUGUACUAUAGACUGGCUACUGGCGGUGGUAGGAUUCAC